AACAUUUCAUCAAACAGUUAUAGUUGCUGGUUAGUGUUGCCCCUCGUGGUGGUUAGCUGUAGGCUGCGCCUCAAUGUUCAACGUUGGGGUUCAAAGCUCAAGAACGUGAGUGAAUCGCAUCGCAAUCUCGCAGUGAAUCAAUUUUGAAACUUCAAUGGAGUUAUUUCCUCAAUGGUUGCAACCCUUGCUCGCCGUGGUUGUGGCGUUCCUCAUCGCAUUCAGAGCUCACCGAAGAAAAUCCCUCAGCGCUUCUGGAGCAGUUGCGGGCUUUAUCGUUAUGGCCCUUCACAUAUUUGUAGGAUACAGGUUUGGGGCUAUGCUGCUUGCCUUCUUUUUCACUUCGUCUAAGCUCACAAAGAUGGGAGAAGAUAGAAAGCGAACACUCGAUCCUGAAUUCAAAGAAGGUGGACAAAGAAACUGGCUACAAGUUCUAGCCAAUAGCGGCAUUGCUUCUGUUCUGGUUGUAACUAUAUGGGUAUUCACAGAAGGGCAGGAUAAGUGCUUGAACUCUACAGACUCAGCUCUGAUUACCUCUCUCAUUGGUGGUGUUAUUGGUCAUUAUUCCUGCUGCAAUGGAGACACUUGGUCUUCAGAGCUUGGAAUUCUCAGUGAUGAUCAGCCUCGUCUAAUCACAACCUUCAAGCCUGUGAGGAGGGGUACAAAUGGUGGUGUGACAAAAGCAGGACUUCUAGCAGCUGCUGCAGCUGGAAGUGUCAUUGGACUGUCAUUUGUUCUUCUGGGGCUUAUGACAACCAGAUGUGAGUUUGAUAUAGUUCUUAAGCAACUACUGGUCAUACCUAUCGCCUCCCUGGCAGGAUUAUGUGGAAGCAUCGUUGACUCUCUAUUGGGUGCAACAUUGCAAUUUACUGGAUUCUGCUCUGUUCGCAAUAAGGUUGUUGGAAAGCCAGGACCAACAGUUAAAAGGAUAUCAGGUGUCAAUAUUCUCGACAAUAAUGCAGUGAACCUUGUAUCAGUGCUGUUGACCACAAUUUUAACUUCAAUCGCUUGUUUGUACAUUUUCUAAAUUCAUCACAGGCAGCGCGGUUCUGUGGCUGAAAAAGGAUCAGACUUCUGAGUUCAAAUUUUGUAAUUCAGUGAUGGUAGAUGUUCCUAUACUGUUGUAUAACCAUCAAUUGGAAAAGACUAUACCAAUAUUAGAAAUGACAAAACUAUAUUUGGUUCUAGAGCAUAAUCAAUCAAAUACCUUUUUGUUAAGAGAAGAUGAAGGGGUUGAUACAUGACAUUCUGUCUGACAAUUUGUUUGUUGUUGAUAGUCAAUCCCCAAAAAAAUAUGCGCUACCCGAAAUUGAUUCAGUUAUCCCUGCAUAUGCUUUGACUCAGUUUGUAACCUACUUCUUUUUACUAAAUUUGAUGACAAAUGUUGCUGUAUUCUG
Messenger RNA from Gastrolobium bilobum, 1394 nucleotides. RefSeq names its product protein PGR-like. The record is from RefSeq and is a predicted model, not a curated record. Gene Ontology annotation, cellular component: membrane. The transcript has 5 exons. Lineage: Eukaryota; Viridiplantae; Streptophyta; Magnoliopsida; Fabales; Fabaceae. Bases 155 to 1024 code for a protein of 289 amino acids.